AUGGCGCACACCGCCCCUCCGCCCUGGGCCGGCCCAUUCAUCUUUUUUUUCCUUCUCUUUUCUGUUAAACUUCAUGAAAGGAUAAACAACUACCUUGAAUGUGUUCUUAAUGAAGUGAAAUCUGCAUUAGGUUCUUCUGCUGAGGAUGUCGAGGAUGAAUACGGGUGCCAAGAUACUGUCCCACCAGUUACUCAGGAGUCUUCCAGUGGCCCAGGCUUGAAGACCAUAUCGGCAAUUGUUCUAGGUGCUGCGUCUAGGAAUGCAUGUGAAAGUCCUCAAAUCAGUCAGGGUACCAGUGUGAGGGGGGAGAUAAUGCCAAACAAUGCGGAGCACGUGCAGGUUAUUCAACAAUCCACCCAGGAAAUCAAGGCUUUCAUUCAUGAUGCUGUUAGAAGAAAUCUGAUUGCCCCAGACUGUGCACGGGACCUGGUUUUCAAAAUAGAUGAGCUGGGCAAGUGUACUUCAAGGGCCGUCUCUCGAAAUGGAACCCGCAUUUUUACAUUGAAUGGAUUGAAGAAGAGACUGAAACUACCAGACUUUAGUUCUCUACCAGACAAGAUUAUAGCUUUUGGUGGUUCAUUCCAUUCUGUUAUAACCAUUACUGGAGCUGCGUACCGUGUAUCUAAAUCUGAUGGCCCAGGAUAUUUUCAUGAUGUCGGGAAAGAGGCAUUAGAACUGAUCAGGGAUCCUUUUUACCUACAAAACCAUGUUUGGAAUUCUGGUCGUAAAUCUUCUCUGAUAUGUGGCAGUGAAUUUACAACUAGCCAAAAAUUGGUGAAGAAAUUGAUGUUGAGUUUCAAGAAUGAUGGCUCCUUCAUGUGUUUCAAAGCUUCUGUUAUCGAUCCCCUUGAAGAUGUUCCUGUAAAUGACCCAGAACAUGAUGUGGCUGUCAAUGACAUUCCUGAUAUGGAAGAUCCUAAUUCUGCACAGUUAUUGGUGGAGAAGAUUGUUGGUCCUGAUGUGAAUACAAUGUUAUAUCUGCCCUACUCUCUUAAAAAAGCAAAAGUUGAAUUCCAGCUACAUCAACCUUAUCAUGGGUCUGUUCUUAGCAUUGGUUUGAACAACGAAAGGAUGCCUUGCAUAUCUGUUUCGAGCUUAUGUGGCCUGCAGGAUAUCUGUUUGGGAGGUGUUGACAGCCUUGCUUUUGGGGGCCAAUUGAAAAUAAACGAGUCCAAGUCAUGGUUCAGUGUUUCUGCUGGGUUGUCAGUCCGUGCUGAAUUGUUCAGUGCUGGCCUAACUUUUAAACAACCUGUUCAGUUUGAUUAUACUUUCUGCAGCAAUAUUCUCAAUACAAGCACUGUAUUAGGUGGCCUGGCUAGCUAUAGCUAUCUGACCAAUCAAUGGAAAUUGAUUGGCGGAAUUGGUCACACUUUUGACCCCACAUUGAAUAUCAAAGGGCGUAUUGGUAAUGAUAAAACUGUCAAUGCUCUUAUCUCUAAGAAGUUCGCUGGCAAGGGCAGUCUUCAUUUUGCAUCGGAGGUUGAUUUAAAGGAUUUUUGGAGAUAUCCUCGGGUUGGAGGAAGCUUCAUGCUGAAGCAGUUGGGGGUAGCGUUUCUGAAUUGCUGAUGGUAGGCAAUACAAGUCACUGAAGACAGAAGUGUUCAAUUGCUAAGGUUCUGUAUGGUGUAGAUGUCCGCAAACCCUAGACUAAUUUUGUACAGCUGUGGUAUUAGUGUUCACACUAAACACAGAUACUCUGAGCACUCAACCUGGGGGGAUUUCGACCCUGGGGUGUUUUGCAUGUGUAUAUUAGCUCAAGGGCAGGUUUUCCUGUGAAGUAGCUCAAGGAUGGUCUCGAGGCUGCUUUUGCUUGUCGAAAUUUGCUCAUGGAUGGUCUGUUUGUGUUCUAUGUUUCCCCUUGCAAACAUCUAGCCUGGUGGUGCUAAAUUUGCAGUUA
Messenger RNA from Triticum urartu, 1897 nucleotides. NCBI's taxonomy places the organism in Eukaryota, Viridiplantae, Streptophyta, Magnoliopsida, Poales, Poaceae. The record is from RefSeq and is a predicted model, not a curated record.